Molecule: messenger RNA, 2153 nt
Organism: Hyalella azteca
Lineage: Eukaryota; Metazoa; Arthropoda; Malacostraca; Amphipoda; Hyalellidae
Gene: Scp1
Product: sarcoplasmic calcium-binding protein 1
Exons: 6
Coding region: 90-671 (193 amino acids)
Molecular function (GO): calcium ion binding
Source: RefSeq, a predicted model, not a curated record
GAGAGGUGCCCACUGCUGUCGUGUAUAUCUGCGCUCGUCGUGAGCUACUUGGGUCCGGAAGUGUGACGAGAUAUCCGUAAAUCAGAGCCAUGGCCUACAGCUGGGAUAACCGUGUGAAGUUCGUCGUCAGAUACAUGUAUGACAUUGACAACAAUGGAUACUUGGACAAGAACGACUUCGAAUGCCUGGCCCUGCGUAACACCCUCAUCGAGGGCCGUGGCAACUGGGACGACAAAGCAUAUGCCGGCAACCAGAAGAUCAUGAGCGACCUCUGGAACGAGAUCGCUGAGCUCGCCGACUUCAACAAGGACGGCCAAGUGACAGUGGAUGAAUUCAAACAAGCCAUACAGAAGCACUGCAAUGGCAAGUCUUGGGCCGAACUCCCAAGAGCCUUCAAGACCUUCAUUUCUAGCACUUUUAAGACCAUUGACGUCAAUGGUGACGGGCUCGUUGGCGUGGACGAGUACAGGCUGGACUGCGUUAGUCGCGCCGCCUUCUCAAACAUCAAGGAAAUUGAUGACGCCUUCAACCUCCUCCUCACGGAAGAGGACAAGAAGGCCGGUGGCAUCAGCCUCACCCGCUACCAGGACCUCUACGCUCAGUUCAUCUCCAACCCCGACGAGAAGUGCAACGCCGUCUACCUUUUCGGACCCCUGAACGUCGUCGCCUAGAUUAAUUAGCAUCUUCAGCCUUCAGUAACUCACCCAGACUACAAGCUAUGGGAGAUGAAAAGCUUUAAAGCUCACAGAGGCUUUAUUUUCCAAGUUCAAUUGGUUACGGCAAAUUUUUAAUGGCCACGUUUUGCUGAAAAUACACAUUGAUAAACAAAAAGUGUCCCCAAGUUCUUGUUACCUGCCUUCUUCUAAGAAGCCUCUAUCCCAUAAUGUGCAGUCUGGGUGGCUAUACCAUUCACACUCACUUAAUUCCUUAUCUCGUACUCGAUAAAAGUGUUCAGUCCACGAGGAAAGUCCACCCGCUAGUUAGAAUACAAACUUGAAUAUUUCAAAAGACAGAUAACGGUUGAAGUCAGCACCUUUUUUUAAAAUGAAUUUACUCAUUUUGCUGUAAAAUUCAAAGCUGCAACGUCCAUGCGCCUCAUUUCAGUUUACUAAAAUAACUUUAAGAGUGAACGCUAGUAUUGUCCGAACGGGGCCGACGGAUCAAUAUAAAAUUUACUUGCUGUUCAUUAACGCCGGUCAGAUUCUUCCUCACAAUAAUUUCCAUAACAGUAACUUGAACGUUCGAACAAAUGGACUGUAGAUUGGAUUUUCCCUGCCAUGUUUCGUGCAGCUCGAUAAGCUAGCUUAUCACCUAUUAUCUUUACCACACUCAAUGACAUCGCACAAAAUGUUGUUGUGCUGUUUAGCGAAACAUUACAGUGCUUCAGAUUUGGCAUUACACGUGAUGCAUUCGGUCUAACUUCGGGAUUCAUUCCCAUAACUGAAUAAAUGAAUCGUGACUAUUUCAAAUAAAAAAUAAAAAAUAAACUUAUGCACGAGUCGGUGAAGAAAACUCUAACGAGGCUAGGUUUCUAAUUAGCCUUGAUUAGAUUUUGGCUCUACCCUAUGGAUUCAGAAAUAAGAAUAAGAUCUAAAACAGCGUUCCACUGAACGUACACGCGUUCAGCCCGGGGUUGGUAUUCCAGUCACCUUAUAACAUCAAACGUGAUGGAUAGAAAGGCAAGAUAUUGACCACUAUGUUAGUUUUGAACUCGAGAACAGUUCUUCGACGAAGGUUGUGUGUAGAUUAAAGGUCUCUACGAGACCGAAAGACGAUGAACUUGUUUGUACAGCUACAGUUUCUGCCCCUAUAAAAGCCGUACGAUAAUUCGCUAUUGGAAACAACGUGUAGAAAUUACAUGAAUUUCAGUGAGAAGUCUUCAGCUUUGCUUCUGAAUGGGCACCCACUGAGCCACAUCAGUGCCCGUGCAGAAGUGUCUUGAAGUCUUUCGCUCCUGUUAAGAACUAACUUGUUCGAGACGCAUUUACAACAACUAUUUUUGUGUUCUUUAAUGACAAGCAGCAGAAGGCAGUGUAUACUACCGAUAGCCGAUAAAGGUCUAAUCCAGCUCGACAGCAACAUCCGAAAAUCCUACACAUUCAAGCAGUCAUUCAAGGACUCGUUUUUAACUGUUCAAUAAAAUAUAAAAAUUU